Mercenaria mercenaria is the source of this 1851-nucleotide messenger RNA. Its product is annotated as leucine-rich repeat serine/threonine-protein kinase 1-like. Lineage: Eukaryota; Metazoa; Mollusca; Bivalvia; Venerida; Veneridae. The record is from RefSeq and is a predicted model, not a curated record. Gene Ontology annotation, molecular function: protein binding. The transcript has 6 exons. The coding region runs from base 644 to 1843 and encodes 399 amino acids.
UUUUUUCUAUUUCGUAGGAAACUUUCAUGACAUGCUGGUUGAUCAGACAGAACAGUAACUGCGUUUGAUGACCAAGUCCUGCUGGAGAGUUAAGACAUAACAAAACAGAUUCCUGUUGAGUGGAUGUGUUCAAGCACCUAAUGUUUUAUGACAAUGAGCCAGAGUACAUAUAGAUGCUGUUAACUAGAUUGCUCAAGUUAAAGGUAUUAAAAAGUGCAAACAAUCAUGUGAUCAAAACAAUCUGAUAUCUUGAUAACUACCCGAAGCGCAUGAGCUACAGUCGUUUUCAGGUAUUUGAUGUUUACAAGUGAUUUUUGAAUUACAUUUCGAACACUUCGUAAGAGAAGUGUAAAUAUUUUGAGGAACAUCGUUCUGACAUAGACAGAAACAAAAUGCUUGCAGUUGUUUUACAAUAGAUGUGUUCAAAUAUUAGUGAUAGCUUCUGGUAUUUAGAGCACAGGAACGGUAGAACCUGUGUAUUUUGUGUUCAGAUAUGUGAUUUGCAUACAUAUACUGUUAUUAAUUGAUAAAAGUACAAAUCAUUAUGAAGGCUCAUGCUGGGGUAGAAGGUACUGUAGCUCGAGUAAAUUAUGUUCAUUUCUAGAGAAAAGUACAUUUGAUAAGAUCUGUCACAGAGUCCAUCAUGGCUGAAUGGUAUGAUGACCUUUUGACCUUCAUCAAUGAAGAGAAUAAGGAUGGGAUCCUGUCCAUGUUGCAGCGACUUCCGAAUAUUCCAGGCGCCAUUGAGAGACUUCGUGAAGAAUGUGCACCGCUUGUUAUAGCGUCUUGUCGGAAAGGCUAUACAGACGUGUUGCAGUUUCUGAUAGAUAAUGAUAUAGACAUUAGUAACAUAGACACACAGGAAAAUCCCAUUCAAGUAGCCUGUGAAUUUAAUCAAGUCAGUGUGCUUGAUUUUCUGUUUGAGAGAGGUGUGCCCAUUCUGCCUGGAACUAUGAAGGCAUGGGAGGAAGAAUCACCCAUCUAUAUAGCAUCAAAGUGUGGACAUUACGAUGUUAUUUAUAAAUUAAUUGAGAAAGAGCCUAAUUUGAUCAAAGAUGACCAAGUACGGAACUGUUUACUGUAUGCAGCAUGUUUAGGAGGAAAUAUAGAUGUUGUGAAGAUGUGGUUGUCACCUAGCAUAGACAUAAAUCAUCCCCUGCAACUCGUGAAGAGACUCACAGAUUGUGAAAAACUUACACCAUUAUUUGCUGCCUGUGCUGGUGGACACAAACAUGUGAUAAAGUUUUUACAGAGUAACUGUGAGGAUCUGCAGUUCUCUACAGCGGUUUGUCAGGCACACCCUGGCAUGAUUGGAGAAUACCUUCAACAGUAUUUUGAGGUGGAGCCUUCAGACAAUGAAGAUGAUUUCAUUGAGUUAUGUACUGGACAUCUGCAACGGAAGAACCUUCACAUGCUUCACACUGAUUGGUUCACACAACAUCCAUACUUUAUGACAUUAUCGGAGCUUGAUAUUAGCAACAACAGAUUAACAGAGUUACCCGAUUGUCUCCCUUGGAAGUUCCAGAACCUUAGAUGCCUCAAUGCUUCUAGAAACUUUAUAAAAUGUCUAACUUACUGUGAAGAGGAGGGUAGUGAGGAAGACUCUAUCUGUCCAAGUCUUGAAGAGGUCAACCUUUCCUACAAUAACUUGGAGACAGUGUGCCGAGAACUAUUUGAGAUUCAAACGUUACAGCAUCUGAAUCUGUCACACAACAAACUUGUGUACCUCAGCAAGUCUUUGCUUCAUCAAGGUGUAGCUCAGACAGAUAGUAUUACAGUACUGAAGCGACACUGUAAGUUUAAACAUUCAGCAAGUAUACGAGGCAGUUGGGUUCAAAUAUAAGUAAACAA